This is a messenger RNA of Homarus americanus (American lobster), 3118 nucleotides long. Its product is annotated as DNA repair and recombination protein RAD54B-like. NCBI's taxonomy places the organism in Eukaryota, Metazoa, Arthropoda, Malacostraca, Decapoda, Nephropidae. The transcript has 18 exons. Gene Ontology annotation, biological process: reciprocal meiotic recombination; double-strand break repair via homologous recombination. Bases 157 to 3030 code for a protein of 957 amino acids. The record is from RefSeq and is a predicted model, not a curated record. Gene Ontology annotation, molecular function: ATP-dependent chromatin remodeler activity; ATP binding; DNA translocase activity. Gene Ontology annotation, cellular component: nucleus.
AUAUGAUGUUAUAGAAGAGAAAGUUAUAUUAUAGUGUAGUACAUCACAACUGGUGGGUGUUACCGCGGCAGGAGGUAACAUGUGACAAACACCUGCCUGUACAGAGCUGCAGUUCUCGGGCCACUGUGAGAAUAAAUGUUUUAGGUGGUGGUGAAGAUGAGGCGGUCAGCGGCUCCCUCACAGCUGCUGCACAAGAGGACAUUAUUCACGCCACCAUUUGCCAAGCGACGAUGCCCGGACACACACACUGAUGAUGUACCAAAAGCCAGUGCAUUACCUCAAACUGUAGAAAAUAACGUGAAAGUGAGAGAUGGACCAGUUCGCAGUUCCUCUGACAUCCUCUCCUUGAUUAAGAAACCAUCAACCAUAACAGAGACAAGUUGUGUGAGGCAGUGCAGUAAUGGUGUACCAGAGUGUGAUACUGGACAAGAAAAUGCACCAACAGACUCAGUCACUGUACUGUCUCCUUUAAGAGAGACUCAUAGUAAUACAUUGAGGUCUACUGGUGAUGCCAAUAAAAGAUUCCCAGCACAACAACUUGGUACAGCAUCAAGAAUGUUAGGUGGGUAUGCCAGGGUUGGGAAGGGUCCGCAGGGGAUCCCAGGACACCGCCGCAGUGUUGUCCCAGCACAAGAGGAGAACCAGGAGGCUCAGGCAGUUAAAUAUUACUCUGUAGUUUGGUGUAAAUUUUCUCGAAAAAAACACAAAAAUUGGGAAGGUGACGCAGUGCUGAUUGUGAAGAGCAGAUCUGUCAUCCUCAAGGACACAGAGGGAAAGGAGAUUGGUCGAAGAACAGGAUACAAGCUGAAAGACUUAUCAUCUUUGGAGGAAGGAAGUACUCUUCUUGUAGGAGGCGGUAAGGAAGUUGAGAUUCAAGGAACCAUUAGUGCUGAGAGCUAUGCCAGAGGGGAAUGCUUUCUGGGACAAAUACCUGUACUUCAGAACAUAGAUGAGGCCCAGGAAAAAAGAAGCCAACCACCAAAGCCAAAGCCUUUUCGUCUCCCUACUCUGGGUCGUCCUAAAGACAAGAACACUAACACUGCCGUUGGUCCCCUGUUUGACCCUACAAAACCUGAUGCCCUUGUAAUGCCAAGCCCUCCAUCCCAGCAUCAGUGGAAGAACAACUGUGGCGGAGCGGCGGUGGUGGACGUGGUGAUAGAUCCACACGUUAGUGGACAGCUGCGGCCCCACCAGCAGGAAGGCGUCAUCUUCCUGUACGAGUGCAUCAUGGGCUACAGGCACUUAGAUAACUAUGGGGCAAUAUUAGCUGAUGAAAUGGGCCUUGGCAAGACACUGCAGUGUAUUACCUUGGUGUGGACAUUACUCAAGCAGGGUCCCUAUGGUGGAAGAUCAGUUGUGAAGAAAGUUUUGAUUGUUACUCCCUCUAGUCUAACAAACAACUGGAGUAAAGAGUUCUCUAAAUGGCUGGGCAGAGAGAGAGUCAACGUCUACAUCGUGGAUCAAAACAACAAGGUUGAGCAGUUUGAGAAGCAGAAGCACUCGGAGAUCAUGAUUAUCUCGUAUGAAAUGUUUGUGCGUAGUUCUAAAAUUAUUGAGGCCCUCAACUUUGAUCUGGUUCUGUGUGACGAGGGACACCGUCUGAAAAACACCAACAUCAAGACUGCGCACCUCCUGGGUGGUCUGAGGUGCAGGAGGCGGGUCAUACUUACAGGAACUCCGGUGCAAAAUGAUCUGCAGGAGUUGUUUGCUCUCGUGGAAUUUGUGAAUCCAGGAGUGUUGGGAUCAUCGUUGUCCUUCCGUCACAUAUACGAGGAUCCCAUAAUCGCUUCCCAACAGCCAAAUGCCUCACAGACUGAAAAGGAAUUAGGUGCUAGCCGAGCCACACAGCUGAAUAAAAUAACAUCUCUCUUCAUCCUCCGACGCACUCAGGAUAUCAUCAACAGAUACCUGCCACCCAAAGUAGAGUUUGUGGUGUUCUGUCAGCCAUCAGAGACACAGGUGUCUGUAUAUAUGGAUUUGGUAGGUUGUCGGAGCCUAAAGAAGUGUUUCAGUAAUGUUGAACCAGGAGAUAACUUAUCUGCCAUUUUAGCUUUACGUAAGUUGUGCAACCACCCUGCCUUAUUAGCUGCUGACAAGGAUCAAGAAAACAAGAGUGAUGUAGUACAGGAAGCUGCCAAUUUGCUGCCACCUCACAUACAGCCUGGAGUAUAUGAUGAAGGGGACAGUGGCAAGUUAGCAGUAGUAUCAUGUAUCCUCUGGGCACUGAGAGAACCAGGAACAGAGAAGAUCGUCCUGGUAUCAAACUACACCACCACAUUAGAUAUGCUGGCCGCCCUCUGCACGCGCUACAACUACCCCUACCUUAGGCUGGAUGGAUCCACGCCAACUAACAAACGUCAACAGCUGGUGGACAGAUUUAACAGCAAAUAUUCUAAAGACUUUGUGUUUCUACUGAGUUCAAAGGCAGGGGGGGUUGGCCUCAACUUGAUCGGAGCGUCAAGAAUUCUGUUGUAUGACAUUGACUGGAACCCCGCCACCGACUUACAAGCUAUGGCACGAGUCUGGAGGGACGGCCAGAAGAGAAAGGUCUACAUAUAUAGAUUAUUAAUGACUGGAUCAAUGGAUGAGAAGAUGUAUCAACGACAAGUAAAGAAACAAGGGCUCAGUGGAGCUGUGGUGGAUGCUCGGGACACUGACAGGGUCCACUUUUCGACUGAAGAACUCAAGGAUCUUUUCACAAUACACUGUGAGACAAUGUGCCUGACACAUGACUUGUUAGAGUGCGAGUGUGACCUCCAGGGUGGUGGUUCACAGGUCACACACCAACACCAAGUUAACAAGUCUCCUGACAGAGCUUGCCAGUUGUAUGGUGGAGAAUGCCCUGGAGGUUCUCUCAGCACCACCUCCACCUCCACCAUGGAUCAGCUACAUAAUUGGUGCCAUCUUGCUCCACCAUUUUCAUCUGCUGUUGUCAAGGAUCCAUGUUUGGAAGCAGCAAGUGACUUUAUAAGUUUUUUAUUCUGCAAUGAAUCAAACACUGAAAUAAUGAAGAUGCCGUCUGCACCAUAAGGUCUUCAUUAUGAACAACUUACACACAACACUCCUGAAUAAUGUAAGGAAAUCUUUUAUAAGUUUUAUAAUAAACUAUUAAAAACAA